This is a messenger RNA of Stegastes partitus (bicolor damselfish), 2246 nucleotides long. Its product is annotated as ribose-phosphate pyrophosphokinase 2. Bases 231 to 1187 code for a protein of 318 amino acids. Gene Ontology annotation, molecular function: ATP binding; ribose phosphate diphosphokinase activity; magnesium ion binding. The transcript is spliced from 7 exons. Gene Ontology annotation, cellular component: ribose phosphate diphosphokinase complex; cytoplasm. The record is from RefSeq and is a predicted model, not a curated record. Gene Ontology annotation, biological process: 5-phosphoribose 1-diphosphate biosynthetic process; purine nucleotide biosynthetic process. Lineage: Eukaryota; Metazoa; Chordata; Actinopteri; Pomacentridae.
UGAGACGAGUCUGUCCAAUGAGGAGCAGCCACUUCCCUCUAGCUGCAAACACUGACCGGAUCGCUCCUCUCUGCCUUCGGUCCCCGCUGCUGCACACUGCGAUGCCCAGGCUGCAACACUAGCAACCUCGUUUUCCCUCUUCGUUACCCUCCGCCGGGGAGACCCCUUCGCACCUUCGCUACUCUUCUUCCUCCUGUUUCGUCGAGCGAAGCUGCAGCGGCUCUACGGACAUGCCGAACAUCGUGCUUUUUAGCGGGAGCUCGCACCACGACCUGUCCCAGAAAGUGGCUGAUCGGCUGGGGCUGGAGCUGGGCAAAGUCAUCACGAAGAAAUUCAGCAACCAGGAGACAUGCGUGGAGAUCGGGGAGAGCGUGCGUGGCGAGGACGUGUACAUCGUGCAGAGCGGCUGCGGCGAAAUAAACGACAACCUAAUGGAGCUGCUAAUCAUGAUUAACGCCUGCAAGAUCGCCUCCUCGUCCCGCGUCACCGCCGUCAUCCCCUGCUUCCCCUACGCCCGGCAGGACAAGAAGGACAAGAGUCGAGCGCCCAUAUCAGCCAAACUGGUGGCCAACAUGUUGUCUGUGGCCGGCGCCGACCACAUCAUCACCAUGGACCUCCACGCCUCACAGAUCCAGGGUUUCUUUGACAUUGCGGUAGACAACCUGUAUGCAGAGCCCGCUGUUCUGCAGUGGAUCAAGGAAAACAUUCCCGAGUGGAAAAACUGUAUCAUCGUGUCUCCGGAUGCAGGUGGAGCCAAACGCGUGACGUCCAUCGCCGACCGUCUCAACGUGGACUUCGCCCUCAUCCACAAAGAGAGGAAGAAGGCCAACGAGGUGGACCGCAUGGUGCUGGUCGGUGACGUCAAGGACCGCGUGGCCAUCCUGGUGGACGACAUGGCCGACACCUGCGGCACCAUCUGCCACGCUGCUGACAAGCUAAUUGACGCCGGAGCUGUAAAGGUCUAUGCCAUCCUCACACACGGCAUAUUCUCAGGUCCUGCCAUCUCUCGCAUCAACAACGCCCCGUUCGAGGCCGUGGUCGUGACAAACACCAUCCCACAGGAAGAGAAGAUGAAGGCGUGCCCGAAAAUAGAGGUCAUCGACAUCUCCAUGAUCCUGGCGGAGGCGAUCAGGAGAACCCACAACGGCGAGUCAGUGUCCUACCUCUUCAGCCACGUUCCCUUGUAAAAGAGCCGGGGAGGCGCCGCCCUCUCCUCCUCCUCCUCCCAUCAGGCCGCUCGGCUGGCACCUCGGGCCACAUAUCCUUCGUAAAAGGCUCGGAAACAACGCCUGAUGGGGUUUCGGCCAACCACAUGUGACCCCCUCCGCAAAGGUCACGCCUCGUCUUUGACAUUUUCACCCAGCAGACAAAGAUCACUUCCUCCUCCGAAGACCAAGUUUGUAUUUAUGAGUUAUUUUCUGUUCAUUUUUAUUUCCUCCUGUCGUGCUAACACCGACCCCCUAAAGCCCGGCCUUCACUUAACCAAAGGGUCCAUUCUCUAUCAUUUUUUACCUCAUAUUGAAUUCUUUUUAAAUGAAGCGUUCCACUGUCACGUGAUUGGAAAUAUUUCGGCCCUUUCUGCCUCACAAAUCACUUAAAAAACAAUAAGAAUGUGCACCUUUCCCCCCCCCUCUUAAGCUUUAACAGCUGCUCAAAGUAUUAUAGAUGUAGUCUAACCCUUAACUAGCUGUUGGCUUAGUAAUAGUUGAUGCUUAGUGCCGUUAUUGGGCAUCUUAUGGUAGUUUUAAAGCUGCACAACAAGUCCGACUGUGACCACGGGCACAGCAAGAGUCGAACUAGGCGACCGAUCUUCUAAUUUUCUCACUUUUUAGUUGUUUUAUUUUUAGCGAGCUGUACCGAAUGUGCUGUCCUCUGCAGUGUCAUCUCCCCCAAUAAGCUGCUGCUGUAUGGCAACCUUCCUUAAUCGCGCUAAAAAAAAGAUAUAUGAAAGUUUAAUACGAGGUGUAGUGGGUGCUCUGCCCAUGUUCGAAAAAAAAAAAAAGGUCAUGAAAAGUAAUUGAGCCCGAAGUUUUAUUCUAGUGUUGAGAUUUCAGCCAUGAUUCGUGGUACUCUGGUGUAAUCGUCACAGCUGUAAUGGGUCACUUUAGUUCGAAUGAGGCAGGUUUCACUGUUUGCCUGUUUGGUGGCUAAAAAAAUAAUUGGUGAUAAAGUGUGAUUUCAUAUUUUUUAUAUGUAACACUUCGAGCUGUUUCGUUGACAAUAAAGCUUUGACAAUGGCUUACAGA